AUGGGGUCAAUCUCAAGCCCCGCAGAGGCUGUUGCCAGGAUCGCCUAUUUAGCCAGCGAUGUCAUUCUCUCAGUGCAACCAGCGCUCAAGACCGAGUCUGAAUUCUCCCAUCACCUUGGCCGGUUUUCCGCAAACAAAGCAAAGAACGUUGUAUCCAAGACCACUCCUGAGAUCAUUCCAGUUCGCCAAAAUGCUGAUCCUCUGCUCUCCACCUAUACGGCUCUCAAAUCUGGUAAACUAGUGUCAGCGACGGCUCCAUCAUCAGUAUUGUUGAAUUCAGUACCACAUCUAUACAAGCUUGCACAAUACCCAGUUGUCCUGCACGUGGCCCUCGGAACAUCUCAUCCAGAUUUUUCCGAGAUCAGCUCUGUCCGCCAAUCUGGUUUUAUAUUUUUGCAGUCUGAGACUCUUCAGGAAGCGCAAGAUAUUGCUUUGACUGCACAUGCUUUGGCCAUCAAGAGCGGCAAGGGCGUUCUACAUUUUUACGACCCCAACAAUUCGCUGCAAGAUACUCCGAUCCAAAUCGAAAGCCGAGAUCUAGUUCAGUCUGUCCUCGGUAACGCCCUUGGGUCACAGCCUUCGCACACAGAAUCUGCUGAGGACAUUCUCUACGCCGGCAAUGGAAGGUCUGCAAUUGUAAGGGAUCUGGGAUUACCGCAAGUACUAUCCGUGGAGACACCCUCAGGGGAGACACAAGAACUACUCCCCCCUCUUGUUGCCUCGUCUUCUACCAACGGCACGACCGACAUUUCUUCAGGUGGAUCAUCUCGGCGGGACAGCUCAUCUGAAAGCACUGCUCCAUCUUCAGUUGCAACCACAGUCGAAACGCCAGUCUCUAGGCCUGUGAAUGCGACAGAUAUACAUAAAUACGCGACGGAUAUCUGGUCAGCGAUUGAACGCGCGACUGGCCGCGGCUAUUCUGCUAUUGAGUACUCGGGCCCACCAGACGCUGAAGCGGCUCUCUUCAUCUUCGGAUCAACAGGAGUUUUUGUUGACGUGCUAGAUGCCGAUGAUGUACCGGCCGACCUAACAAAUGUUGGUAUGAUUACAGCUCGACUUUACAGACCCUGGCUUGGUAGCUCUGUUCUUCUCGACUCUAUACCUUCCACAAUCAAGCGAAUCGCCGUCCUCGAGCAGAUCAGGAGGAAGACUACCAAAUGGGGCCCUUCAUUCCUCGACAUACUCUCAAGUUUAAGCCCUGCGGACGGGGAAAAGAGCCCUAUCUCCCUGGUCCAGUAUAGACUAGGUGAAAUUGAUGCCGCCACAGCUCUGCAGGCACUGCGCGGGAUUUUCCAGAAUUUGGCACCACCCACAACUCCUAGAAAGCACACGAGACGUCGAGGUCACUCUCAAGCCACCCCUCUCCUCAUUCAGAAUUUGACUAUCGGGACCGAGAGGGGCCCCCAAGUUGAUAACUUCAAACCUGAGCAACCCGAGUUAGAAAACGCUUAUCUUAAAAUUCUCGACCAACUGUUCAGCGGCAGGCUUUACAUUGCCAAUGCCCUGAAUCAAAAGAAUGCUGGCGUUUCUUCAACCUUGGCAGCAUCUCCCGAGUUCGGCUUUGGAUCACUCCUGGCACGGAUUGAGCGUCGGCAGGAAUUUGUAAAAGAGGCCGAAGAUGCUGCCCGAAGCAAGGCUUUUAUCACAGAGAAUCCAAAGCAAUGGCUGUCAAGAUGGGUUUUGAAUGCAGCAGAUCCAGUCAAGGCCAAUGAAAUUGCUCCAGAAGUCCUCGCCAGGUUGGCAAAUGAUGGAUCCUCACUCGCAGGGAGACUCCUCGAUAACAAGGCUUUUUUCUACAAAGAAUCCCAAUGGUUGAUUGGUUCUGACGCGUGGUCAUAUGAUCUUGGCAAUUCUGGAGUUCAUCAUGUCCUAGCGUCUGGAGCCAACGUAAACGUGCUUAUCAUCGAUUCGGAACCACAUUCCGAACAGGUAGCAGCGGAUUCUCUUAGGCGGAAGAAAGAUAUUGGUCUUUACGCCAUGAACUUUGGCAACGCUUAUGUUGCUUCAGUUGCGGUCUACAGUUCUUAUACCCAGGUUCUGCAAGCGAUGAUUGAAGCCGAAAAGUUCAAUGGCCCUUCGGUUGUGCUUGCAUAUCUUCCAUACAACAAGGAGAACGACUCCGCAUUAACAGCUCUACAGGAAACGAAGAAGGCCGUUGAUCUUGGCUACUGGCCUCUCUACCGUUGGGACCCGUCCAACGAGGAAAAAGGUGAACCGACGUUCAAUCUGGAUUCUGAAAGGAUCAAACAGGAACUAGAACAGUUCUUGAAACGCGACAACCAAUUGACGCAGCUGAUGAACCGCCAUCCACAAUUUGCAGCAAAUCUGUCUGAAUCUUAUGGUUCCGAAGUUCGCAAGCUCCAGAAACGCAAAGCCAAGGAUGCGUAUGAGGAGAUGUUGGAAGGUCUUUAUGGUGCACCCUUGACAAUUUUGUUCGCCUCAGACAACGGCAACGCUGAAAGCUUGUCGAAGAGAUUAGGGAACCGUGGUAAAGCUCGCGGAUUGAAGACUUUGGUCCUCGCUAUGGACGACUAUCCUAUCGAGGAUCUAGCCAACGAAGAAAACGUCGUUUUCGUCACAAGUACAGCUGGGCAGGGCGAAUUCCCACAGAAUGGCCGUGCUUUCUGGGAAGCUAUCAAAGACACCGCCGAUGUUGACUUGUCCAACCUUCAUUAUUCGGUAUUUUCGCUCGGCGACAGCCACUACUGGCCACGGAAGGAGGAUAAGAUAUUUUAUAACAAACCCGGCAAGGAUCUUGAUGCACGACUUCAGUUCUUAGGUGGCAAGCUGCUGACGCCUAUUGGUUUGGGUGACGACCAGGACCCCGACACCUAUCAGACAGGCUACCAAGAAUGGGAGCCCCGACUGUGGCAGGCGCUUAAUGUGGACAAUGUCGAAGGCUUGCCCGAAGAGCCACCGCCGAUUACCAAUGAGGACAUCAAGAUUGCCUCGAACUUUCUUAGAGGCACGAUCAAGGAAGGUCUAGAGGAUACCUCGACCGGUGCAAUUUCCGCACCGGACCAGCAACUCACUAAAUUCCACGGUACUUAUAUGCAAGACGAUCGUGAUCUGAGAGAUGAACGAAAGGCUCAAGGUCUUGAACCUGCUUAUUCCUUCAUGAUCAGAUGUCGACUUCCUGGAGGCGUUGCUACACCUUCGCAGUGGCAACAGAUGGACGCGAUCUCAUCUGCUCAUGGGAAUGAGACGAUCAAACUUACCACCAGACAGACCUUCCAAUUCCAUGGAGUCAUCAAAUCCAAGCUUAGGCCAGCAAUGCAGGCAAUCAACAAGGCCUUAAUGACAACAAUCGCAGCGUGUGGCGAUGUCAACCGAAAUGUCAUGUGUUCAAGCUUACCCACCAUGUCCGACUAUCACAAAGCAGUCCACGCUGUAUCUCAAAGGAUCUCGGAUCAUUUGUUACCUUCGACCUCCGCAUACCAUGAAAUUUGGCUCAAGGAUGAUACCACGGGCGAGAAGACCCAGGUUGCAGGAGAUGCCGUUCAGGAUUUCGAACCCCUCUACGGCCCCACCUAUCUUCCUCGAAAAUUUAAGAUCACGAUUGCCAUCCCUCCACACAACGACACGGAUGUCUACGCCCACGAUAUUGGCCUGAUUGCAAUCCGCAAGGGUGACCACCUCGAAGGGUUCAACGUCCUCGCGGGCGGUGGCAUGGGUGUGACACACAACAACAAAAAGACCUACCCGCGCACUGGAUACAUGAUGGGCUAUGUCCCAGCCGAUAAAGCGCACUUGGUGUGCGAGAAGAUCAUGCUCGUGCAACGUGACAACGGCGACCGGAAGAACCGCAAGCACGCCCGUCUCAAGUACACGAUGGACGACAUGGGCAAUGAGGUGUACAAGGCUAAGGUGCAGGAGCUACUCGACCCACUGAACAUCAAAUUCGAGGCUCCUCGCCCCUUCAAGUUUGACUCCAACAUCGACACCUUCGGCUGGCAGAAGGACGAGAAAGGCCUGAAUCACUUCGCCUUCUUCAUCGAAAACGGCCGCGUGGAGGACACAGCCGAGUUCGCCAUGCGCACCGGCCUCCGGGAAAUCGCCAAGAUUCACACCGGCGAGUUCCGCCUCACUGGCAACCAGCACCUGAUCCUCUCGAACGUGACCGACGCUGCCAAACCCGCAAUCGUCGAGCUGAUGAAGAAAUACAAGCUUGACAACACACAAUUCUCCGCCCUCCGCCUCUCCAGCUCCGCGUGCGUGGCAUUCCCAACCUGCGGCCUCGCCAUGGCCGAGUCUGAGCGGUACCUGCCGGAGCUGAUCACCAAGCUCGAAGGCUGCCUGGAGGAAAACGGCUUGAGCCAGGAUUCCAUCGUGAUGCGCAUGACGGGUUGCCCGAACGGCUGCGCCAGACCGUGGGUGGCCGAGGUCGCUUUCGUCGGGAAAGCCUACGGCGCGUACAACAUGUAUCUCGGUGGUGGGUACCACGGCCAGCGCCUGAAUAAGCUCUACCGGAGCAGUAUCAAGGAAGACGAGAUUCUGGAGAUCAUGAAGGGCUUGUUGAGUCGGUAUGCGAAGGAGAGAGAUGCGGGUGAGAGGUUUGGUGACUGGACGAUUCGGGCGGGUGUUAUUAAUGAGACGACCGAGGGCAAGUAUUUCCAUGAGGGCACUGCUGAGGAGGAGAGCGAUGAGGAAUGA
Molecule: messenger RNA, 4653 nt
Organism: Exophiala aquamarina CBS 119918
Lineage: Eukaryota; Fungi; Ascomycota; Eurotiomycetes; Chaetothyriales; Herpotrichiellaceae
Product: sulfite reductase (ferredoxin)
Exons: 2
Coding region: 1-4653 (1550 amino acids)
Biological process (GO): sulfate assimilation
Cellular component (GO): sulfite reductase complex (NADPH)
Molecular function (GO): iron-sulfur cluster binding; FMN binding; sulfite reductase (ferredoxin) activity
Source: RefSeq, a predicted model, not a curated record